Brettanomyces nanus is the source of this 8172-nucleotide messenger RNA. RefSeq lists its product as uncharacterized. NCBI's taxonomy places the organism in Eukaryota, Fungi, Ascomycota, Pichiomycetes, Pichiales, Pichiaceae. The record is from RefSeq and is a predicted model, not a curated record. Gene Ontology annotation, molecular function: protein kinase regulator activity. The transcript has a single exon. Gene Ontology annotation, biological process: cellular response to amino acid starvation; regulation of translation. Gene Ontology annotation, cellular component: cytosol. The coding region runs from base 1 to 8172 and encodes 2723 amino acids.
AUGCCCGGACAGAUUUCCAAUAAGACACUAUGGCUAGAAGAAGUUAUCCCUCAGAUAGAUGUGCUGAUGUCGACUUCUUCUACCAGUUCAUUAAACAAGGCUUUAUCGAAACUUCAUACUAGUUUAAAGAAAAAGGAAGCUGCUUCAGAGUUGACGGUCAAGCAAGUCGAGCUUAUAUGGAUCAGUAUAUUCAACUCAUUUACUAGAUGUCCGUUUGACUCAAAGUUAAGUCAACUGGUGAUGCGGGUUUUCUCAGAUAUUUUGGCCUUGGACUUUGACAUUUAUGCUGAGAAGCUUUGCAAAUUCAUCUACACCUGUUCAUUAAAACCCAUUGCUACUGCCGUCGAAUUGACUCUUCUCGGCUGGAUUACUUUUCUUUGCAGAGAACUUACUGAAAAACACUCAUUCUAUGGUGUAGUCUGUGACCUACUAGUCCCAUCUUCUGUCCUUUUGUUCAAUCAUGUAUCCGAAAGAAUAGCCGAUCUAGACAAAAAAGAUCAUCAUAAAAUUAGAUCUUUAGGUACUGUCAUAUCGGAGAUCAAGAGUCAGUAUAUGCUUAUAUUGAGUUAUUACAGCGAAGAUGACAACUGCCUUGAUAAAUUGGUUACUGCUAUCUGCAAUGAGAGGUUACCAAUCAACGGGAUCCUCGCCAAUAUCGGUAUUUUGUCUGGUGCUGCUUUAGAAUUGAAGACCAGACGUAAUUUCCCCAAACCAUAUGAUCAGCUAAACUCAAAUGCUAUGGAGAUAGUGAAAUUCUUUGACAAUGAAUGUUUGGGACCGAAAGUAUCGUUAACUUUUGCCUCUCUGCAUCAGUUUGAGCACUUUGUGGCCUGCUUUGUACACCAAAGUGAGUUUUUAGAGCUCUUACCCAGUUUGCAGAAGGCUUCCUUGAGAAAUUCUGAAAUGGCUUUCAAUAAAGUGAUUCCCUCAAUCUUCAAAGCGGUCGACAGCUCCAAAUUUGACGUUAUAAAUACAGUCGUCUCAAGCAGGAAGUUUUUCUCCUCUUUAAUGUCUUCAUUGAAGUCUUCUAAAGUUACUGUGAGAGAAGGUGGUGCUUCUGCCAUUGCUGUCUUGGUUUCCAAACUCUCCCAGACAUCUCAGAAAGAACCUCUGGUUGAGUUAUUGGCUGAACUUUUUAAGAUUUUGAAGAGUCUUUCCCCAACUGCAACUGAGCAGAAAGUUCUUAUUUAUCGCAUUAUAUCUUCUGUCCCCGCAAUAAUCCCUACAGAUGUUGAAGAUAAGAUUAUUACCGAUGUUCUCAGUUGUUCUUCUAGUGACACCCACGAGGAGUCUUUGUCUGCCAGUUUACGUACAGCCUUCAGUUUCUUCUUGCACACUCUUACUUCUGGUACUGCAAGUAGUGAUCUCAUCAACUCAGUUACUGCUUCGACCGAGAAGGGACUCAAUGACAAAAACCAAAGUUUACGUGCCUGUUGGUGUAUGUCUAUCGGUUCCGCAUUACUCCACGUCUCUGAUAAUGACAAGGUGAAUCAGUUUAUUACUGACAAAAUUAUUGGUUCGCUCUCUGAGAUCUUAAAGACUUGUAUCAGAUAUCCACUUCCGAGUGUUACUAAUAAGUUGAUUGGUGGCGGAUAUGCCGCAGCUUACAUUCUCAUGUUUUUGAACAAGAACUGUAGGGAGAUAGUUCUCAAGUCUCUUGUGGGAGUUGACUCAAAGCCUUGUAUAUUGACCAAUUUGAAACUCAUUGAGAAACUUACCUCGGAGGAAACCCAAAUAUGGUUUAUACGAGCACUAUACUCUGCGGCUUCCUUUUUGGAAGAUAACUCGAUGAGCUUUGGCUAUGUCGCCUUGUAUACCUGCAUAUCUCGAAACGUUUUGAAUAAGGCUCACAUCUUAUCUUAUAGAUUGCUCCAUGAAUCCAUAACGAGAAAUCAAAAACCUAUUUGUGCUUCCUGCAUCUCUGCAGUUAAUGAUUUGAUUCAUCAACCGUGCACCUAUGAUCAUGAUCUCAACUUAGAUACUCAAUACCUUCACGCCUUUAUCUCUUCUCUCACGAGACCAUCUAGCGGCUUGGAUAAGGAAAUAUUGGAAAUUACUCUAAUUGGACUUCUUAUUCCUUGCUAUCACGAGAAAUUUGCGGUGCUUAGAAACAAAUGGGUUGGGGUUUGUCAAUCUGCUGACGUCGAUCCUGGAUACUUGGUUUCCAAAUAUGAUUCGGCCAUUAUCGAACAGUUAAGUACUGCUCUGAUGGAGGAUACAGAAGUUACAGUUCCAAGCAAUGUCUACUCAGCGGUUUGCAAUGCUAUUGCAAAUAUAUCCUUUAUAUCUCCCUCAAGUACCGUUCCACGGUUGACACAUAUCAUUGCCAAAGAUAUGGAUACCAUUUCCGACUUGAAUAUUGAUGAUGAGAAAGUCGCUAUCUGGAAGGGAAAUGAAGGUGAAAUGGUGGUGAAUAUUUUAGAGAAGAGCAAUAUAAAGAGACAACAGCUGUUGAAUAAGAAUUCCAAAGAUUAUGAGACCAUGAAGUGGGAACAAGAGGUUCGUAAGAAGCUCGAGGAGAAAAAGAAAAUUGCCAAGCAGCUGACCAAGGAGGAGAAAGUUUUGGUGGAACAGCAAUUGAAGUACGAAUCUUCGAUUAGGAAAAUAGUUGAAAAGCAUUAUCUUACACUUCGCCGUGGACUUGAAAUUAUCAUUGCGCUUUCUAACGAAGCUUCAGCGGCUGAUAAUAAUUCAGAAGAAUGGUUUCCAGUGGCUGUUUCAAAAAUUUUGAAGCUACUAAAUUCGGAAUCAGCCAAGAAACUUGUUGGUGAACUUGCCACCAAAUGCUUUCUUGCCAUGUCUCGUGUAUUAACCAUUACCGGCUUGACAGGAACAUCAUCCAUUAAAUGGAUUGGUGCUUCAACUUUGAGGUUGUAUAAUAUUGAGUCCAUCCCUCUCAUCUAUACUCCAAAGGAUUUGACAGAGCUUAUAAGUUCGCAGCUUUUCAGUUUGAAAAUUUCAUCGGACAAGGGACAGUUUACUUCCAUCACGUUAAUGUACCUCUUACCAUUGUUGAUUAGAGUUAUAGAAUAUGGUAAGAAAUAUGUUACAACGAACCACAAGGAGAACCAGGUGCAUAUGGAGGAUGACUAUGUGGACGAGGCUCCGCAAGAGGAACAAUUGGCUUUGGCUCUUUCAAUCAUUUCUUCUAAUAGUGAAACGUUUGCCGAUGAAAACAUUCCGAGAUUCAACCUAUUGACUGAUUUAAUUGAUUUGAUGACCAUUCCUUCUAAGGCCAAAUUGGUGAAGGAGUGCUUUGUUCCUUUGGCUCAAAGCAUUUCUGUUAAUAUCACAGGUGAUGACUUGCUAGUUCUGCUUAAAGCAUGUAUUAGCGAGUCCAAAUUUGUGAGAACCACCGUAUUGGAAACAAUUGACCAGGAAUUUGAUCUUUCGGAUUUAGGUUUCAACGAAGAAAUCUGGAUUGCCAGGUUUGAUACAGAUGCGGGAAACAGGGAGCUCGGUAAAACUAUUUGGGAAGAGAGUAAUUUCUCCUUGGACAGUUCUGUUCCAGAUAAACUUCUUUCGUUUUUGAACAACAAAUCCGAGUCAGUUAGACUUUCUGUGGCUCAUUCUGUUGCCAGCUGCCUUAUCGAAUUAAGUGACGAGAGCCUUUUUGCUAAAACUUUGGAUGACUUACUAAGUUUGUAUCGAGAAAAAUCUAGACCUCCAGAACCAGAGACUAACGAAUUCGGUUUAGUCAUUAACACCGAUACUCCAGUUGAUACUUGGGAGGAGAGAAGUGGUGUUGCUCUGAGCCUCAAAUUUUUGGCUCCUCUAUUCAAGAAUCCAGUUCUAGUUGAAAAAGUGUUUAGAUUCCUUGUGUAUGAGCGUGUGUUGAUUGAUAAGAACGAAGAGAUUCGACUGGAAUUGAAAGACGCUGGUAUGAAUAUCAUUAACCAACACGGCAAAGCUAAUGUUGAAACGCUAAUUUCGAUCCUUGAGAAUGGAUUGGCCUCAAAGGAAGGGACUGCACAGGAUCAGGAUAAAUUGAAAGAGAGCGUGAUUAUAUUGUAUGGCAACUUAGCACACCAUCUGGAUGCAGAUGAUUCUAGAGUGGUAAGCAUUGUCUCUAGGUUGUUGAAAGCAUUGGACACACCUUCUGAAGAUGUUCAGCUUGCUAUUUCGGACUGUAUUGCACCUCUUAUUAUUCUCGCCCAUUCUAAUCUUGCAGAUUAUUUUGACAAGCUUUAUGCCAAGCUUUUUGAAGGAAAGAGCUUGGCUCAAAGAAGGGGUGCCGCGUACGGUAUCGCUGGUUUAGUGAAAGGUGAGGGUCUUAAGGCUCUUACAGAUUUCGACGUCACUAGAAAUUUGGAAGAGGCAUCGGAUGAUAAGUCUAAUGCGAAGAAGAGAGAGGGGGUUCUAUUUGCUAUUGAAUGUCUAUCUCAAUCAUUGGGUUCCAUGUUCGAGCCUUAUGUUCUUGAAAUGCUACCUAUUGUGCUUAAAAGCUUUGGCGAUUCUUCCGCAGAGGUGAGGAAUGCUACUAGCUAUGCUGCCAAGGAAAUCAUGAUGAACACCACCAGUUACGGUAUUGAAAAGCUUAUUCCGAUGGCUAUCGACAACCUUGAUGAUAUCUCGUGGAGAGCCAAGAAGGGAUCCGUACAAUUGCUUGGUUCAAUGGCCUACUUAGAUCCUGCGCAAUUGUCUUCUUCGCUUCCAACCAUUGUUCCGGAGAUCGUUGGCGUACUCAACGAUUCACACAAGGAAGUAAGAAAGGCUGCAGAUAGGGCAUUAAAGCAGUUCGGUGAAGUUAUCAGAAAUCCUGAAAUUCAAAAGCUCGUCCCAACCUUAUUGAAGGCUAUAGGAGAUCCUACCAAAUAUACAGAUGCUGCGUUGGAUGGUUUGAUCAACACACAAUUUGUUCAUUAUAUUGACGGACCAUCAAUGGCUUUGAUCAUUCAUGUGAUUGAUAGAGGCAUGCAUGAUAGAUCUGCCUCCACGAAGAAAAAGGCUGCACAGAUUGUUGGUAAUAUGUCUAUUUUAGUGGAUAGCAAAGAUUUACUACCAUACUUGCCUAUGUUGGUUUCUCAGUUGCAAGAGUCUAUUGUUGAUCCGGUUCCUCAGACUAGAGCCACUGCCGCCCGGGCAUUAGGUAUAUUGGUGGAGAGAUUAGGUGAGGAUAGAUUCCCAGACUUGAUACCAAAACUUCUGGCUAUUUUGCAAGACGAGUCUAGACCCGGGGACAGAAUGGGAUCUGCCCAGGCUUUGGCAGAGGUUAUCCGUGGCCUUGGCUUGUCGAAAUUGGACGAAUUGUUACCUGAGAUUCUUACUGGUACUAACUCUCCGAAGGCAUAUGUUCGUGAGGGAUUUCUGCCUAUUCUUCUCUUCUUACCUGCCUGCUUAGGCAAUCGAUUUGCCCCUUACUUAUCUAAGGCAAUUCCACCUAUUUUGAAUGGAUUGGCCGAUUCCGAUGAUGACAUCAGAGAUAUCGCUUUGAGAGCAGGUCGUCUCAUCGUUUCCAAUUAUGCUAACAAGGCUAUCGACUUGUUGCUUCCAGAAUUGGAGAAGGGUAUGUCGGAUGACAAUGCUCGUAUUAGAUUGUCUUCCGUGGAAUUAACGGGAGACUUAUUAUUUAAGAUCAGUGGUAUCAGUGGCAAUCAGGCCUUCUCAGAAGACCCAACGAUUCUUAGCAAUGUUGCCAAGACUUUCAACGAGAUUCUUGGAGAGGAAAGAAGAAAUCAGAUAUUAUCUUCGUUAUUCGUUUGCAGGUCGGAUAUUUCUGGUGGUGUUAGAAUCGGGGCUACCAACAUAUGGAAAGCAUUGGUUGCUAAUACUCCAAAAACUGUCAAAGAGAUCUUGCCUACCCUCACCCAGAUUAUUGUGCGUCGUUUAGCAUCUUCUCAGAUAGAGCAGAGGACUAUUGCGGCUACAGCUUUGGGUGAUAUGGUUAAGCGUGUCGGCAGUAACGCACUCUCUCAAAUAUUACCCACCUUGGAAGAGUCGCUUGUGUUAAGCGAUGCUGAUGCCAAGCAAGGUAUAUGCAUUGCUCUCCGCGAGUUGAUUGAAUCUAGUUCUACCUCCAGUAUUGAACAAUAUCAGGAUAUUCUUGUCAGAAUCAUUCGUUCUGCUCUUACUGACGCUAACUCGAGUGUUAGAGAGACUGCUGCACAGGCAUUCGAUGUUUUACAAGGAACCAUUGGUAACUCUGCCAUUGAUGACGUACUUCCUCAGUUAUUAGAGAAGCUUGAAAGUGAUAACCAAUCCGAGGAUGCACUUUCCGCUUUACAGGAGAUAAUGUCCAAGAAAUCAGAUGUGAUUUUCCCAAUUUUGAUUCCAACUUUGUUGAAGGUUCCGAUCAACGCUAAGGCUCUCAGUGCCUUGUCUCAAGUCGCUGGUUCAGCGUUGUAUAGGAAAUUAUCUACAAUCAUCAAUGCUCUUGUCAAUGCAAUUUUGGAGGGACAAGGUGACAGAGAAGAAUUACUGUCAGCAUUGUCCAGCAUCGUUCUUUCUGUCAACACCGAUGAAGGCUCUCAUCCAUUAAUGCGGGAGAUCUUGGCAUUGAUGCGAAAUGAAGAUCAUGAAAAAGCAGUCGUCAUUUUUGAGGUUUUGCCUAGAUUCUUCGAAGAGUCUUCUUUGGAUUACUCUGUCUAUGCUCAGGACAUAGUUACACAAUGCAUUUUUGCUUUGGAUGAUAAGGAUAGAACUGUGGCUAAAAACAGUUUCAACUCUCUUUCAGCAUUGGUUAAUAAAUUGCCGAAGGAGCAGCUCGAUUCGUUAGUUGCACCCGCAGAGCAAACUUUGUCGCUUAUCGGAAAGACUGGAGAGGAUUUGUAUGCCUUCUCUUUACCAAGGGGCCCAAACUGUGUGUUGCCAAUCUUUCUUUAUGGCUUGAUGUAUGGCGAUAGCCAACAGAGGGAACAGUCCGCAAACGCUAUUGCUUUUAUUGUCGAGCAUACGCCAGCUACGACCUUGAAACCUUUUGUUACUAUCAUCGUUGGUCCUCUUAUUAGAGUUAUAGGUGAGAGGUUUUCAGCAGAUGUUAAGAGCGCCAUCUUGUUGGCCUUGAAUAAAUUGUUUGGCAAGAUUCCUCAAUAUUUGCGUCCGUUCAUUCCUCAAUUACAGAGAACUUUUAUUAAAUCUUUGAGUGAUCCUUCAAGUGAUAUUCUCAGAACGAGGGCAGCCAAGGCGUUAGGUACAUUAAUCAAAUAUCAACCAAGAGUUGAUCCAUUGGUUACUGAGUUGUUGGCCGGCGCUCGGGCUAUCGGUUCGACAAACAUUGGAAUCCAAACAUCGAUUUUGAAAGCUUUACUUGAAGUGGUCGAUAAGGCAGAAAGUAAGAUGAGUGAACGUUGUAAGAACGGUAUAAUGUCUCUUGUUGAAAAUGAAGUUUUCAAGGAUGAUGUUGGCGAAGAGACUGUUGUGGCAUAUGCAAGAUUGAUCGGCUCAUUAUCUAAGAUUUUGAGUAAGGACGAGGCAACAAACUUGUUGAGCAGUAAAGUUCUCAACGCUGAUAUGAAUGAUAGUAAUUCCGCAAGGUUUGCUGUUUUGGUGCUCAACGCUCUCUUGAAAGAUUCUCCGGAUAAUAUCUUUGCCUAUGGAAUGUUUGCCGAGAUAUGCGAAUUCAUUGAGAAAGCUUGUGAUUCGAAUAUGCCUUACGUGAGCGACAAUUCCGUUAUCGCUCUUGGUAAGCUUCUUCUUUCUUCUGAUAAAAUGAAGGCUUCAGUCGAAGAUUAUGAAGAUUCGCUUGAUAAUUUGAUUCAACAAUUAUGCGUCUCUAUUCAGAAACCCGUUUCCAACUCACUCGAUACCAGAAGAUUGGCAUUGAUUGUUAUCAGAACUAUUUGCAGAUACCAGUAUGAGUUCGUUGUCAAGUCACAUUUGGAGAUAUUUGUUCCGUCUGUUUUUGUGUGCGUUAGAGAUCCUGUGAUUCCUGUUAAAUUGGCAGCGGAGAAAUGCUUCUUAGCAGUUCUAAACUUAGUGAGUGACGAGUCUAACGCCAAUUACAAGUGCUGGAUUGAAUCUAACAAUGGUGCUACCGUCGUGAAAUCUGCUGCUGGCACUUCUAUUCAGAUGAAAUCCAUUUCUGAAUAUGUGAAAAGAGUGGCUACACGUUUGGCUAAAGUGGAAAGAGAGAGAAUCGCUUCUGGUGGCGAUAAAGAAGUCAUGUUUUCUGAUCAAUAUGAAGACGAGAGGGAGAUUUGGGCUGUUGGAGGAGUGGAUUUAAGUAAAGAUUGA